GCUUCCUCAGCGGGGGUAGAAUAGGAAGAGGGUGUGAGAGAGAGAGAGACCGACACAUAGAAAGAGACAGAGAUAGAGAGAGAGAGAGAGCGAGAGAGAGAGGAAAGAAAAAAGAGAGGGGGCGAUCGAAAGAGGCGACGAAUGAGAGAGAAGGGAAAAACUGAGAGACAGACAGCGGUGAAACAGCGAUCGUAUCCCCUAUCAAUAUGUGCGUUAUGAAUGGAAAAUGGAGCACCUAUCAGUUUUGAGGAGUUGGUACGGAGAUUGGGUGUGGUUUGACGCCGAGACGGCGCGUCGAACUGCAAAAUCGAGAAUAAAAGCAGUACGAUAUUAGCGUAUUGCAGUCAAGCAAGCUCUCUGUUUGGGAGAGAGUUAGGUUUCAAACAUUUUUUGCAGUUGGAUGAACAACUUCUCAUAUGCAAACUAUACUACUAACUCUCCUCUUCGUUAAAGGUUUAUUAGGCCUAUUGCCGCCUAGAAAUUUAACCAUAAGUAAUCUUGGAUCGGAUACUGUGGUUAUCGAGUGGAAGAUAGCACCUAAUCAAAGGGUUCAUUCCUACGAGAUUAGAUAUCGUUCAGAAAAAUCCGAUCAAGUUAUUGCUAGACUAGGGGGGCAAUUUGAUCGGGUACUUCUCAGACAGUUAUUACCUUCCACCGAAUACUACGUCUACUUGGUCAGUUAUGAUAACCAAGGAUUACCUAGUAGGAACAAAUCAUUGAUAACAUUCGUCACCUUACCCGCUACACCGUUCAACCGAACGAAUUACCAAUAUAGUGGAGAAGAAAUCUUUAUUAUAUUCGUUGUAUUAUGCGCUUGGAUAUUUGCCGUUGUCAUAUUUAUUCAUCAAUGGCAGAAAAUUCGAGUCCUCCAACCAAGCGAACCAAGAUAUAGACACAAUCCAAAAAAUCUCGAAAAGAUCAAGGUUGUUAAGAAACCAAAAGACAGCGUCAUCUGUAGGACAUUACCAAGAAGUUUAUCUAGGACUAUGCAAGCUAGACAAAGAAAACAGUUUGAAAGGAUGCAUACAAUGCCAAAUAUUUCUCUUCAAUUGGAGGGUGGGGAGAAGGAGAUGAAAAAAUUUGAGAGGAUGAAAACGGCACCAAUUCUGCCCAUUAAAGGUGCCUUGACAACCCUUGUGGAAUUAUCAAUACAUUCCGAUCGCCCAGCACAGCUGACUGGAGAAGAAAAAAGAAAGAAGAGGAAAUCGAAAAGAUCUACAUCCUCUUCUAGGUCAAGCGUUCAUUUUGAAGAUGAGGGUAAACAAAAAACAACUUCCUUUUCGUCCUGUCCAAAUUUAAGGAAGAGCAAUAGCGUAUGCAAUUCCUUAUCAGAAGCAAGUGAUAUUUUUGUGGAACUUAUAAGAAUCGAUAGCGACAAUGAAACUGGAGAGGCCGUUUAAUAGUUCUACAAAAAAAACCUAACAAUGAUUAUUAUCAUUAAAAUUAAACUCUUGAACGAUUCAAACAAAAAAGUAAAAUAUGCCAAUGAAAGACUAUUAAUCUAUUUAUUAAACGAAAUAUCUAAUAGAUGGCGUAUCAUUUUAAUAAUAAAAACAAUAAUAGAUGGAGCAAACUAAAAUAAAACAACGCAACUAUAAAUUCAAAGUAAGGAAUAAACAUUCUUCAAUUUCAUCUUCAAGUUGAAAUAAGAAGUUGAAUCUUGAUUUAUAGCCUAUGAUACUAUUUUAUUCUCCUUUGUUUCGUCUAUUAUAAGUCGGAACUGUUUGAAGACAUCAGUCCUGUGAAAAUAUUAUUUUUCUUAUCUAUUUUCUUUUAAAAAAAAGCCAAACUAUAAAAAAAACAUGUAAAAUAAUAUAAAGAUUAGUAUUAUCAUUUUAUCAGUGACUAUACGUCAUCUGUCAGUAUGAACAUGUUCCAAUUAUUGCAAACACUGCACAGACUUAGAAAUGAUAUUGUUGUGCUGUUAUACAAUUGCAUAUACAGUAUAUACGAUAUAUAUAUAUAUAUAUAUUCAGUAUAUACAGUAUAUGUAUAUAUGAAUAUUAAAUUUUAACGAAGAAAUGUCAGUU
Messenger RNA from Dimorphilus gyrociliatus, 2030 nucleotides. Lineage: Eukaryota; Metazoa; Annelida; Polychaeta; Dinophilidae. The record is from the annotation of a GenBank genome assembly.